AUGACCUCCACUCGGAACAAGUUCCUCCUGGCGCUUGUGGCCCUCGUGCUGCUCGCCACCUACGCUGCUGCGGUGAAGGGCGACUGCACUGUCGAGAACUGCGCGACGUGCCUUGAAGAGGACGCCACCAAGUGCGCGGAGUGCAAACCUGGCUACAAGCGAACCGACGCAGGCCAGUGCGAGGCGAUCUCCUGCGAUGUCCCGAACUGCGCGAUGUGCCUUGAAGAGGACGCCACCCAGUGCAAGGACUGCAACGCCGGCUACAAGGUGACCGACGCAGGCACGUGCGAGGCGGCAUCGGACGCCGCUGCGGCCCCGCACUCUGGCGUUGCCGCGGUGGCAGCACUGGCGGCUGCUGUGGUGGCCUACGCGCUGUGA
Leishmania braziliensis MHOM/BR/75/M2904 is the source of this 378-nucleotide messenger RNA. Its product is annotated as surface antigen-like protein. The record is from RefSeq and is a predicted model, not a curated record. The coding region runs from base 1 to 378 and encodes 125 amino acids. NCBI's taxonomy places the organism in Eukaryota, Euglenozoa, Kinetoplastea, Trypanosomatida, Trypanosomatidae. The transcript has a single exon.